UAUUAUUCUGUCAAAAUAAUUAUUUUCAUAAUUAAAGUGACACUUUAAAAUAUUUGUGUCCAAAUUUCAUAUACCUCAUGCUCAAAUAGUUGUACUUAUAUUUUGAGACAAAAUUGUCCUCUCCGUUAAAACUCCGUCCAUUUUAGAAGUAAAGGUAGAUAGUGGUAGGUUUGGAACAUUUUGGCUUCUCAUACUCCACUCGUAUGUACAGAGUACCAUGGAGCAAAUUGCAAGAAGAAUAAAACUGAAGAUGGACCGGGUGAUCAGCACAGAUUCAAGCCACAAGAACUCGAGGUCCAGGGAACAACCUGUUCUGACCAGACCUCCAUGCCGCUGGAUCCGCUCUCUCCAUCCAUGUUCCCAAUCAUUGCCACAGUCCGAUUCUAAUGAGGUCACCACCAGCACGUUUUUUAUUUGGGGAAAUUAUGUCCUUAUAUUCAAUAUGCUAUUCAUUGUGGCAAUUUGCCAAAAAUUGAGUACGCUCGUUCAGGUUUCAUGCCAUUUUUGCCCAUACACCGUUGGAUCUCUAUCACCAGUUUUCAUCAUGACCCUAAUAUGGUAGGAGUCUGGAGUUUCAUAUUCCACAAAAGUAGUUCGCCGUAUCAUUGUGAUAGAACAGAAGCACCUUUGGAAUUCUCUAUUUUGCAGCUGAGUAGCUUUAAUCUCAGGGUUUUGUAAAAUAUUCUCAUAGUAAAUUUAUUUAUUAAAUCAAUACUAUGUGGCCAU
Cuscuta campestris is the source of this 726-nucleotide messenger RNA. The record is from the annotation of a GenBank genome assembly. NCBI's taxonomy places the organism in Eukaryota, Viridiplantae, Streptophyta, Magnoliopsida, Solanales, Convolvulaceae.